AUGGCAGCAAAUCAGCAAAGUGAUACUGAAAGAACAAUAAAUUCUACAGAAGAUUUUGAAAACUUUAAUCUCUUAUUUCAGUACCGGCAUGGAUGUCUCAUCUCUCAGAUUGUGUCUACGGCCUGUGAGUUGGGAAUAUUUGAUCUGCUGCUGAAGUCAGAAGGACUCCUGACUUCAGCUACUAUUGCUGAACGUCUGGGCACCAGCACCACUGGAAUGGAGAGGCUGUUGGAGGCCUGUGUGGGUCUAAAGCUAUUAAAAAUGGAGAGGAAAGACAACAUAGCUCUUUAUGGAAACAUGGAUAUUUCCAAUCUCUAUCUUGCUGAAUCGAGUCCAAAGUCUCAGUAUUAUUACAUGAAGUUCUUCUUUGAUGUCGUCGGUCCAAAUUUGCGAAACUUGACAGAUGUUGUGAGGGAAGGAAAAAAACAGACUUUGAAAACAUUUGGCAGUCAAGGAGAAGAGUUUUUUGACGCUCUUUAUAGAUCAGAGGAGAAAAAGAGGACGUGCUUGAACAGCAUGGAUUCCACAUGGCACCUGUGCGGUACAGAUGUGAUUACUGCAUUUGAUCUUUCUCCUUUCUCAGUCAUCUGUGAUCUAGGGGGAGCUGGUGGUGCCUUGGCUAGGACAUGCAUUUCAUCCUAUCCUAAUUGCACUGUGACAAUUUUAGACCUCCCUGAAGCAGUGGAAUCAGCAAAGAAGCAUUUUGUAUGUUCCGAAGAACACCGGAUUACUUUCCAUGAGGGGGAUUUUUUUAAAGAUCCAAUUCCUGAAGCUGACCUGUAUAUUUUGGCUCGGGUCCUGCAUUUCUUGGAUGAUGAAAAGUGUGUGCAGUUGCUAACCAAACUGCACAAGGUCUGCAAACCUGGUGGUGGAGUGUUAGUGGUGGAAAUAAUCCUCAAUGAGGACAGAAGCGGGCCUUUAUUAGGCCACCUACAAUCCAUUGUGAUGCUGCUUCAUAAUGAAGGAAAAGAACGGACUGCAUCAGAAUACAAAGUGCUCUUCAGUGCAGCUGGCUUCAAGGAGAUUCAAGUAAAGAAAGGGUGGCUGUAUGAUGCUAUUCUAGGAAGAAAAUAA
Elgaria multicarinata webbii is the source of this 1074-nucleotide messenger RNA. Its product is annotated as acetylserotonin O-methyltransferase-like. NCBI's taxonomy places the organism in Eukaryota, Metazoa, Chordata, Lepidosauria, Squamata, Anguidae. The transcript is spliced from 8 exons. Gene Ontology annotation, molecular function: acetylserotonin O-methyltransferase activity. The record is from RefSeq and is a predicted model, not a curated record. Bases 1 to 1074 code for a protein of 357 amino acids. Gene Ontology annotation, biological process: methylation; melatonin biosynthetic process.